AUGUCAACACAAGCAGCACGAAGCAUUCGCUUUACACACAGCUCUCCGCAACAGGCCUUUCGCUUGAUAGAAUUGACGCCUGAUCUUCUGGAACUAAUAUCUUCUCCGAAUGCGCCGACGUUAUACCUCAAAUCCCCAGCAAGCGGGGACCCCUCGACAGAGAAUAAUGCCGCAUACGUGAAUCUGUGCACACCAACGAAAACAUUCCGAAUCCGCCAAGUCCAAUCCUCCAACUCGAUACAUAUCAUUCAACCAAGUGAUGGUCAGAGCAACGUUAUUCCUUUGAUCAAGCGGCAGAAUGACGAUAAUAAUGAUACAGAAAUUGCGCCAGAGACAAUAACGGCAAUCGCGAAAUGCGGUUCGACGCUGGAAAUGCAAGGGUUGAGUAGUGAGGAAAGUUUUGCUGCGGCGAAGGGCAUGCUUGUGCGGAUAUUAAGGGUUUGGGAUGAUAAGAUGACCUUUAACAACGAUGAUGAUGAUGAUGGAGAUGUUGAUAUGGAUGGAAGCGAAGACGCGGAACUUAACGCCACAAGGAGUUUGUUAGUGAAGAAGGCGGUUAUUGAUGAUAUCCCAUUUGCAGAUUCGCAAUGCCGGAAAGCAUGGAUUGAGCUCUGCGCAUUUGUGCCGGACAAUAAUUACAAGGCUUUGAGCGGAGAAAGACUGGCCUUCCGACCAUCGGCGGCAGUCAAAUUGGGUAUAUGGAAAAGGAUACUUGAAGGAUGCAUAUUGCACAGCAUUGACGUGGAGAAGCAGUUUCUUGUGCGAGAUCUGUGGAAAGCUGUUCUGGGUGAUAAGGAUGAUGAUGACGUUAAAGAGAAAACGUUUUCGCGAUCUUUGUUUGAUGCGAUUGUUAAAAAACUCGCGGAGCGGAGUAGUGAGGAUUGGGUUGAGGAUGACUCUGAGGUGAAAUGGUCGAACAUGGACAAGGAUGUGUGCAUCAAGUGGAUAGGCGAGACCUACCUGGAAGCAACCGCGCCAACUGAGAAACAUGCUAUCGGUCGGUCUGAGUUUUUGAAUGCCUGGAGGGAUUUGUUGCCAGAGACAUGGCGUAAUGCGGCAGCUUUAAGCAAUUUACCAGAGGCUUCAUACAAACAACCGGACCCGGUAUCAAUACAUUUCUUGCCGGAAUCAGAGAGAGACAUGGCAGGGAAAGAAGCUCAGGAUGCAGCGGGCAGCGGUGCACGAGUUAGGAAUUCGAGGAACUGGCAUGAACGGUUCAAAAGUCAGAGAAAGUGA
Molecule: messenger RNA, 1236 nt
Organism: Talaromyces amestolkiae
Lineage: Eukaryota; Fungi; Ascomycota; Eurotiomycetes; Eurotiales; Trichocomaceae
Exons: 4
Coding region: 1-1236 (411 amino acids)
Biological process (GO): mitotic sister chromatid cohesion; maintenance of mitotic sister chromatid cohesion
Cellular component (GO): chromosome, centromeric region; chromatin; Ctf18 RFC-like complex
Source: RefSeq, a predicted model, not a curated record